AUGUUUGAGAUAUCCCCCUUGCCCGGCGGACCGUUAGGACCGGGUUUUGUGACCCUGAAGAUUGAGGCAUUGAUCAGAGCCGAAGACAGCUAUAAUUCACAGAUUAUGGCGGUGCAAAUCCUAGAUGCCAGCCCUGAUCUUGAUGGUAGUUUCUUCUCUGCUAGUCGAACGGUUGUAGUCAAGAUCUAUGCCCGCUCUACGUUGACAAUGGAGAAAUCUGCGUCUCGGGGAGAUGAGUUGCCGGUUUCUCGUUACUAUGGGUUAUAUCCGUUGAUAUCACAGGCAACUGGGACUCUUGCCAUUCGACUGAUCCUGCUUGAAUAUAUAGGCGGAAUGAACAUUUCAGAUGCGAACCAGGACAUCUUCCUUCGCCUCCUAUAA
This is a messenger RNA of Aspergillus ruber CBS 135680, 381 nucleotides long. RefSeq lists its product as uncharacterized. Bases 1 to 381 code for a protein of 126 amino acids. Lineage: Eukaryota; Fungi; Ascomycota; Eurotiomycetes; Eurotiales; Aspergillaceae. The transcript is spliced from 2 exons. The record is from RefSeq and is a predicted model, not a curated record.